Drosophila navojoa is the source of this 3686-nucleotide messenger RNA. It is a transcript of the gene side-IV, whose product is annotated as sidestep IV transmembrane protein. Lineage: Eukaryota; Metazoa; Arthropoda; Insecta; Diptera; Drosophilidae. Gene Ontology annotation, molecular function: protein binding. The record is from RefSeq and is a predicted model, not a curated record.
UGAAUGAACAAAUUUCGAGUAUGCACAUAUAUUAAACUGCCAGGAGCCAGCCAAGAUGGUCGCUCAGCAGCCUGACACAGACACUUAAUCUCCACUCGAAUGCGACUGCAGUAAGCACUUGAUGCUUAAAUGAAUUAAUAAGCAAACAACAAAAGAAGCACAAAAAUGGAUGCAAAGCUCAACAACGAACACGACGAUUGCAAUUGCCCCCAGGAGCACAUCAGACAUCAACAGCAGCAGCAGCAGGAGCAGCAGCGGAAACAACAGCAACAAGAGCUCCAUCAAAGCUGUCGGAGUUGCCCGCUGCGCAGGACUGAAUAUAUGACAAUGCUGCAUUUAGUUUUCCGGCUGCUGUUGGCUGGCUGCUGCUGCAGCCUGGCGGCGUGCUCCUAUCUGGAGCCGGACGAGCUUAUACACGAGCUGGAUCGUCCGGUGCCGCUGACAUCGGUGCAGGGUGUCCUCAGCAGGCAGGCGAUGCUGCCGUGCGAUAUAACGCCGCUCGAACGGGACGAUGCCGUCUAUAUGGUGCUCUGGUUUCGCGAGGGCGACGGCGAGCCCAUCUACAACUUUGAUGUGCGUGGCCGUCAAUUUGGUCAGGCGCGUCUGUGGUCGUCGCCGCUGGCAUUCGGGACACGCGCCCACUUCAGCAGCACCUCGCAUCCUGCUCAGCUGAAAAUCGACAAUGUACGCAUUGAAGAUGAGGGCGUUUAUCGCUGCCGUGUGGACUUUCGUAACUCGCCCACUCGUAAUCUAAAGAUAAACCUAACUGUUAUUGUGCCACCGGAUAGACCCAUUAUCUACGAGCCCAACCGACAUGACAAGACCAGCAACGUGGAGUCCUUUAACGAGGGCAACGAUAUCGUUCUGGCCUGCGAAGUUACAGGCGGUCGGCCGCGCCCCAACGUUACCUGGUACUUGGAUAACACGGUCAUCGAUGAGUCAUUCGAUCAGCGGCCCGAUGGCAAGACCAUUAACCAUUUAUCCUAUCCCAAUAUUGGAAGACAGCAUCUAAAUUCGCGGCUCGUGUGCGUCGCCAGCAACACGAAUCUGACGCCGCCGAACAACAAGGUCGUCAUACUGGAUAUCAACUUAAAACCUGUUGCCGUGCACAUCCUAACCAAGGAUCGCUUUGUAUCCGCGGAUCGCACCUACGACAUUGAGUGCAAAAGCUCCGGCUCCAAGCCGGCGGCCGUAAUCACCUGGUGGAAAUCCAAUAAGCAGCUGAAGAAACAAACCAAGAACUUUAAUGAGCCAGACAAUCAAUCCCUAAGUAUACUGACGUUCACACCCACCCGGGACGACGAUGGCAAAUAUUUAACAUGUCGGGCAGAAAAUCAAUUCAUCGAAGGCAGCGCCAUCGAGGACAAAUGGCGUCUCAUUGUGCACUAUCCACCCACAACGAUACUGAAGAUGGGCUCCUCGUUGAAUCCGGACGACAUUAAGGAGGGCGACGAUGCCUACUUCGAGUGCAUUGUACAAUCGAAUCCGAAGCCCUACAAGAUGUCCUGGUUUCACAAUGGCAAGGAACUGCAGCACAAUAUCUCUGUGGGCAUCAUUCUGUCGGAUCAAUCGCUCGUCCUGCAAAGUGUCUCGCGCGCCUCGGCCGGCGCCUACACCUGUUUGGCUGUCAACUCGGAGGGCAAAGGCCUCAGUAAUCCGGUCACAUUGCGCAUACGCUACGCACCCAUCUGUGCCAUCGACCACGAGCAGCUGCUGGGCGCCCUCAAACACGAGACAUUGGCACUGAAGUGCGAAGUGGACUCCUCGCCCCCUGCCGACUCCUUCCAGUGGACCUUCAACUCGUCCGGCGAGCAAACAGAGCUGCCCGCCCGCCUCCACACCAGCGAGACGGGCAUGUCACGGCUAAAUUAUACGCCCAGCUCAGAUCUAGACUACGGCACCGUUUCCUGCUGGGCCAAGAACUCAAUUGGCGUACAGAAGAGCCCCUGUGUAUUUCAGAUUGUGGCCGCAGGUCGACCUUUUCCACUGCAGAAUUGCACGGUCAGCAAUCAGUCGGUGGAUUCGCUGCAAGUGGAUUGCAUUGAGGGCUUCGAUGGUGGCUUGCCGCAGAGUUUUAUGCUCGAACUGGUGGAACUGAACUCGCUGCAAUUGGCCAGGAAUAUUACAAUACACCACACACCUGUCACAUUCAUCAUUGAGAACUUGGAUCAGGCCGCCACCUAUCGCAUGAUUAUAUUUGCCGUGAAUGUAAAGGGUCGCUCGGAGCCCACCAUUAUAGACGACAUCAACUUUAAGGGCGUGGCAAAGCUAACGGGCAACUCGACGGGGCUCAGUGUGCCGCUCUCGCCAUUCCUGGCCGGGCUGACGCUCGUGUGCGGCCUGCUGUUCGCCAUAUCCUGCAUCAUAUUGGCCGCCAUAUACAGAAGAUUCUCAAAUCGCCGCAACGAUAAUAAUCUGAAGGCCGUAAAGCACACACAAUUAGCAAUACCGGCUGAUUGCCAGCUGGACCCGUUGCAUCCCGGACCGCACACGAAUGGCCAGGGCCAGUGCCAGGGCCAGGGCCAGGGACAGGGGCAGAGCCAAAGCCAGAGCCAGAGCCAGGGGCAAGGGCAUAUGCAAAACGAGCAGUCCAAUCACCAGGCACACCACAGUCUCCUUCCAAUUAAUUGUGAUAAUCGCAGUGCGGCCGAGCGAGGCGCACUGAGCGAAGUGAAUGUAGACAGUGGCACGAGGACCUCACCAAGCGGGCACGGGCACAGCCUGACCAUGGCCACUGGACGCACUCGAGCCAAUUCACAGCUGCUGGGCGAUCAGGCUGAUAUAGAUGACACCGAUCCCGAUGUUAUACCCAAUCAGUAUGAAAAACGCCCACUGAAGUCACUGGGCGCCUCGCCGGGCUUCGCCAGUCCGGCCACGCGGCUGAUGCCGCGCGACUUCUGCACUGGGCGGGAUGCGGAGCUGCUCAAGGGCAAUGCGGAGAGCGUCGGGGUGAUGGCGGGACUGGGCGGCGCGGACGCCAGCACCAUUGGCCUGCUGAGCAACUCGGGCAACGAGGUCCUCCACUACACGUUCCGGCCAAGUAAACAAAUUGAACUGCACUCUGCCAGACCCAGCAGAGUUCUGCGGGAGUCACAUUUCUGAGAAAUCGUACAAACAUAUACGACUCUAAAUAUACAUAUAUAUAUAUAUCAUGUGUACAAAGUAUGUCCCGAUUUCUGCAAGUCUAUGAAAAGUAUUACCUAUUGAUUUUCGUCUAAUUUUAAUUCGGGUUUAACUCUAGCUAAGUAUGUAUUUACACUAUAUAUAGGCAUAUCUAGUUGUAAGGCUUGUAUAUAUAUACAUCUGAUUUAGUAUCCAAUUUAGUUUUGUGUAAAGAAAGUCUUCAUAGAGCAUGAAAGUUUUCCCGGAAUUUAAUUGUGUAACGCCUGAAUCGCAACGAUAGUGUUGAAUUAUUUGUAAAUAAAUGUAAUUCUAUUAUGAUAUGUUAUAUACGAUGCUGUUGCAUAAAUAGUUUUAUAACAUAUGGAAAGGCUAUCCAAAACUAGACAAAUUAAGCGCAAAGUAUUAAGUGAAUAAGCUACAAAACAGAGAUACUAUACAUAUACAUAUAUAAAUGUAUAUAUAUAUGUAUGUAUAUACAUAUGCUAAAUGUGUCCUCAACUAAAUUUGCAUUGAGUAAUUAAUUAAUUUAUUAAUGAAUUAACAUACACUGACUUCCUAAAUAA